AUUCUGCGAUUUGAUGAGCAUACAAAUCCGACCAGUCACAUACUAGCUUUACCUACUACGUCUUUAUAAUUAAUUACGUUAUUAGCUGGGUUUAGAGCAUAAAAUAGAGAGCAGAAGAAUCCUUGACACGUACCUAAAUCAAGAAAGAACUUCUGUCAUGUUUGAGAAACACUGAAAAUCGCUAAAAAGAUUAAAAUACACAAUGGAGCUUAUAUCCAACCUCUGUUUUGCUAUUCUGUUGUCAUGGCAACACGCCAUUGCCCAAGACUGCAGGGACUACAUCUAUUUCAUGCCUGGGACCCAAAUGCUGUACAACGUCAUCGAAACAAAACAGACGACAAAAGACGAGUGCCGAGAAAGCUGCAGUGAAAACCCGCAAUGCGUAUCAAUCAACUAUAAGCGGCAAGAAUUGCGAUGUGAGCUGAACAGCGCUUCCCACCUGACGCAUCCGGGAAUGCUCCGACCGGAAGUCAACACAUUCUACGCUUUGGUGAAACCGGCGACCAAGUGUAGUAACGAGUACUGUUCAACUGGGAAGAAAUGUGUCUUGCGAGAGAAAGGAGUGAAGUACACUUGCGAAGUUUGCAAGAACGCUCUCGGUAUGGAAUCCCGUGCCAUAAGAAACUCUGCCAUCACCGCGUCGAGCUACCGUUAUCAGGGCGUCAACACACACUCCGUGCCUCACUACGGCCGUCUCAACAACGUUGGCCAGCUUGGUGUUUCUAUGGGCGCGUGGAUAGCGGAAAAUCAGCAAGCUGGAGAAUACCUUGAAAUCGAUCUAGGGAGCGUUAUGGUCGUAGUUGGGGGUAGCGACCCAGGGGCGUCCUGGCGGGUCGGACUAUGUAACCAGUUAUAAGAUCAGCCACAAAACCGACCUCACUACCUGGCUGAUGCUCAAGGAGGGCGGACAGGAGAAGGUGUUUUCAGGCAACUCCGAUCACUACACGCCGGUCUUUAAUUGGUUCCCAUCGCCUAUUCUUGCCCGCAGAAUCCGCAUUAUUGUCCAAGAUUUCCAGGGAUUGCCAGCUUUAAGAGCAGAGCUGUACGGGUGUAUUUAGCUGCCUUUUGUUGCACGCCGAGUAAACUUUAUACCAUGUUUAUAUUUAUAUUUUACUUUUGAUUAAAUACACAUUUCACUUUACAAGAUGGCGGACCAUAGCAGGUCCCGGAUGUGCACAGGCGGCCAUGUUGUGCCUUUGUUCGAAAACUCUGUAAUUGUAAAAGUCCGUACCGAGCAAAAAAACUAAUAUUUUGACCACACGCGUGCUUCAUGGGCUUCUUUGUAGAAAAGUAUGACUUUCAAGUAAAGUGUAGUUUGAGUAAACAGUGCUGUACAUUACCA
This is a messenger RNA of Nematostella vectensis (starlet sea anemone), 1342 nucleotides long. RefSeq names its product lactadherin. Bases 203 to 856 code for a protein of 217 amino acids. The record is from RefSeq and is a predicted model, not a curated record. The transcript has 5 exons. Lineage: Eukaryota; Metazoa; Cnidaria; Anthozoa; Actiniaria; Edwardsiidae.